GGGCUCGCGGAGGCGUCCGCGCUGCCGAGCGAGCGCUGGGGUUUCGGGCUCGUGGGGCGCGCGCCGUCACCAUGGCCGUUAAACGGACCGCCCGUCGAUGAGGAUCCCUCAUUGGGGAUGCGCUCUUCGGGGACGGCGAGCCACAGCGCACAGGGGACACGAUGUCAGCAUGACUUUCAGGAACAAGGGAACUCAAAGAGAAGCAUGAUCAACACAAGAGAAGGAAGGCUUUAUAAAUAUAUAAGCAGGAUGGUGGACUGGGAUGGGAGACAGCUGGAAGAAGCAUGCAGGCAGGUCUGCCUGGCCUCUGCCAUCUGUGUGGCCAGAAAUGCAUAUAACAACUGCUGACCAGUAUUAUCCUGCUAGUUAAGAGUGUUAAUCUGGAGAACAGAGUUGGGGCUGUGUGAGCACUGCUAAAGAUGUCUGAUAGUGGUGACAUUGAAGAGAAACCGCCUGCUCCGCCCAUGAGAAUGAACAGCAACAACAGAGACACCUCCACAGUGAACCACGGAUCCAAACCUCUCCCAAUGGCGCCAGAAGAGAAAAACAGGAAGGCACGACUGAGAUCUAUCUUUCCUGGGGGUGACAAGACCAGCAAGAAGAAGGAAAAGGAGAGACCAGAAAUUUCAUUGCCCUCUGACUUUGAGCACACAAUACACGUUGGCUUUGAUGCACUUACAGGGGAGUUCACUGGGAUUCCUGAACAAUGGGCCAGACUGCUCCAGACCUCCAACAUCACCAAACUGGAGCAGAAGAAGAACCCCCAGGCUGUGCUGGACGUCCUCAAAUUUUAUGACUCCAAAGAGACAGUCAGCAACCAGAAAUACAUGAGUUUCACUUCUGGAGGUGAAGACAAAUCGGCACAUGGUUACAUUGCACCUAACACCGUGAAACGCCUCCUGUCAGCACCAUCUCUCAGCUUUAGAACCUGCAGCACAGUGUUUGACAAGGGAGCAAAACCAGCCUCUGACCCCCCUCUUGCUCCGCCGGUGUCUGAAGAGGAGGAGGAGGAGGAGACGGAAGAGGAAGAGGAUGAGGAUGAAGAUGAUGAUGAGCCACCCCCGGUUAUUGCCCCCCGACCAGAACACACCAAAUCUAUCUACACACGCUCUGUCAUGGAGACAGCUGCCACCCCCACUCCUGUGAAGGACGUUGUCAUCUCUCAGGAAUCAGUGACACCUAAGAGCACAGCCAGCAGCCUGUACCGUCACACCGACCGGCAGAAGAAGAAGUCCAAGAUGACGGAUGAGGAGAUCCUUGAGAAACUGAGAACCAUUGUGAGCGUGGGAGAUCCAAAAAAGAAGUACACGCGCUUUGAGAAGAUAGGACAAGGAGCAUCUGGUACUGUGUACACAGCCAUUGACAUUGCCACUGGACAGGAGGUGGCAGUCAAACAGAUGAACCUGCAGCAGCAGCCCAAGAAAGAGCUGAUCAUUAACGAGAUCCUUGUGAUGAGGGAAAACAAAAACUCCAAUAUUGUCAACUACCUGGACAGUUACCUGGUGGGAGACGAACUGUGGGUGGUGAUGGAGUACCUGGCUGGUGGGUCCCUGACUGAUGUGGUCACAGAGACCUGCAUGGAUGAGGGCCAGAUUGCAUCUGUCUGCCGAGAGUGUCUGCAGGCACUGGACUUCCUGCAUUCCAACCAGGUCAUUCACAGAGACAUCAAGAGUGACAACAUCCUACUGGGCAUGGACGGCUCUGUCAAACUAACGGAUUUUGGUUUCUGUGCCCAAAUCACACCUGAGCAGAACAAGCGUAGCACCAUGGUGGGCACACCCUACUGGAUGGCACCCGAGGUGGUAACUCGCAAGGCCUACGGCCCUAAGGUGGACAUAUGGUCACUGGGUAUAAUGGCCAUCGAGAUGGUGGAGGGAGAGCCACCAUACCUCAACGAGAACCCACUCAGGGCCCUUUACCUGAUUGCUACCAAUGGAACACCUGAACUUCAGAACCCGGAGCGACUGUCUUCUGUGUUCAGGGAGUUCCUCAGCCAAUGCCUGGAGAUGGACGUGGACAGGAGGGGUUCUGCCAAGGAGCUGCUGCAGCAUCCAUUCCUUAAGUUAGCCAAGCCACUCUCUAGCUUGACACCCCUAAUUAUAGCCGCAAAGGAGGCCAUCAAGAACAGCAGUCGCUAGGAGGGCCUGUGGGGGGGGUCGUGGGGAAGCGAGGCUCCCCAAAGCACACUUGACCUCCUUUUUUGACUGAGACCUGUCCGGUGCCAGCAGUUUGAGCCACAGGGACAAUAACACCUCUCUCUCGAAAUGAAAGACGGGGGUUUACCUGAGGCUUGGACGCUUAAAAAAGCAGAACUCGUCAGGCAGAUGGAGCCUAGCUUUGCGGAAGCCAUGCGAAAGCACAGGAACACGGCUGCACGCCUGCUCAAAUCCUGGAUCCUGAAAGCAAUGAACCAGGAAAGACUGUAAACUGUUACUCUCAGCCUCCAACCUGUUCAGCUGUGCUCUUCACUCCCUUAUACCUCCCAUACCGACAAUAAACCACUUUGCUGACCCAUCGGUACGGCUGCAUGACCGUGUCACUGAUACUACAAACCGACUUUAAAGAUUCCCUCAUGUCUUCAGUUUGAUUGUGAAGGUUGUGUUUGUGCGCAGCAACUUGGCAGAGUUCACAGUUUUGUCUGAGAAAUUCAGAUGUUAUUUUAAAGCAAAUGUUACACUAUGUAUAAGAGGUUCAGCUGUUAAUGAGGCAAAACUGUAACUCAGGUGUGUGUGAAGUUCCUGUCACCUGUAAAAAUACAUGUCCACAAAUAGUGGUGAAAAUUUGUGUUGAUCUAUCUGAAAUACAGAGUCCUAAACAUGUUUUUGUACCCAUCAGAAUAAACAUUGUCUUUAACAGGGAUUCCACAGGGAUGCAUAGUGACAAGCCAUUUAAAUCAAGUGAAAGAACCCAUGUUCUGGAUAUAUUCCCAGUUUAAUGGCUCUCUGUCAAAUAUUUAUACACUUUUUACAAGGGGUGCUAUUUUUUUUAGAACUUUUUUCUCAGCUUAGGUCAAAAGUUCUGCAUGGGUUACUUCCUAAAUCCACAAAUUCCAUAAGGAAGUCAAGAUUUGUGUAUUUUCAAAAAGUUCCAAUUCACAGAUUGUGAGUGUCUGCAUCUGUUCAUGGUUUUUUUUUUUUUUUUUAAAUUUCAGCAUAAAGCGGGACUGAAUUUUCUGGCCUGCUGAUGGCUCAUAUUUUUUAUUUUUCAUAUAGCCCUCAAGAACAUAGUUCAGUAAAGCUGAAUUGCAGGAUCCGAAGGUGGCCACACAAUUACGCUGUUCACAGUUAGAAGUGUAAUGUCUGACCAAAUUCUGUCAGUUCACCUCUAAGAUAAUUGCAUUUGUGAAAAACGCUUAUGAGGACAAGUUAUUAAAUAGAAAGGCAAUUAUACUGGAAACCCACUGUGCAACAUAUUACAUUCAUACAGGAAAUAAGGACAGGAGAUAACUGAUGGUGUUGAGACAAUGUCAUUUUGGCUAUCCAUCAUGUCAUUUCGCACAGGUAAUGCAGAAAACACGUGGCCUCAAAUGCACACACUGCCUAUUUUCGAUCAUGUUGACUCCCAUGGCUCUUAGAGAUGGUUUGCUUACCGGGUUGCUUCAGUUGCAUCGCAUCCCCAGUAUCGUCCUGUGUGCCACCUUGACCAUUGAUUGAGUCAAGAUUCGAGAAACACCAGAACUGCCCCGAGAGUCUUGCUUCCAGCAGAGCAUCAGUAUCUCUGUGUUUGCAUGUAUGACAAGGGAGCGUGAGAUUUGGCACUAUGGAUGGGGGCCCCUUUUCCCCAGGUCAUCAGAAUGAGAGGGCUUCCAUUGGAGAGAGCCAUCAUCGGCGGUCUGAUUGGCUGAAAAUAAUGGUGAGAAGCCUCAGAACAGCCAUCCUGAUGUUCAAGCGAUGAUGCAAACCGAAAGUGGCACAAGAGAUGUACGAGGGGUGCUGUGCUGAAGCCUGGGGAUCAAAACGGUAUCCCACAUACUGAAGCAAGACGUUCCCAAAUAAUCUGCAGAUGGGCCCAUGGCAUGUGUUUUAUACAGAUAUUUUAAUCUACAUUAGCAUUUUCAGUCAUUCCAUUUCCAGAAGAAUCCAGUCGUUAGUUGUGCAGGACGAAGGCGAGGUUUUGCGGUGUGUAGGACAGUGUUGUUGCCCGUGUUCAGUACUGUGCUACUGUUUUGUACCCCUGGGGUGGAAGCAGCUUUUGUACUCUAAGGUAAACUCAGUGAGCUUAAGCCCUGCUCACUGUUUGUCCAUGUUAGACUGUGGGAUCUGUAACUGUGUAAGGAAAAAUAAGAAUAUGUAAGGAGCAAAAGAGCACCUUUCGCAAAACCAGAGCAUCCUCUUUGAUAUCCCAGGUUCUCCUUCGAUGUACCUGUACAAACCCUUUCUGGGGAGUAUGUAGGCCUGUACGUGAUGUGAAAUUCCUCCAUAGAUGUGUGUGUUAAGAAAAAAGAAAAAGUAAAUUAUUUCAGUUGUCAAAGAUCAACAGUUGAGCCGUCUGUUGUACAUGGGCAGACUUUGGUUUUCAUUCUUUUUUAAGAAAUAAAAAUGAGCGCGUGGAAAACAAGUUUUCAAUAAGCUAUUUCUAAAUGUGGUUGAAGCAAUAGGAUUUUUGAAUUAUGAAUUGUGCAUGGCUGUGUCUUGACUGUAAUAUGGACAACAAACAACACUGCAGCUUGGGAACUGGUUUGAGAAAAACAAGGAGCAUUCAAAAUACUUUUCAAUAAAGUUACUUUUCAUUGCAAACUAUUUCAGUUCUGUCAUCACAGUAUUGUACAUAUUAAAAAUUAACUGAAAGUUACAUGUUACACAAUAAUCCAAAAAAAGGUUAAGUACCUUUUAUAAAGGCAGUAAAAUGACAUUUUACAUAAACAAACUGA
Messenger RNA from Scleropages formosus (Asian bonytongue), 4870 nucleotides. RefSeq names its product serine/threonine-protein kinase PAK 3-like. NCBI's taxonomy places the organism in Eukaryota, Metazoa, Chordata, Actinopteri, Osteoglossiformes, Osteoglossidae. The record is from RefSeq and is a predicted model, not a curated record. Gene Ontology annotation, molecular function: ATP binding; protein serine/threonine kinase activity. Bases 420 to 2138 code for a protein of 572 amino acids. Gene Ontology annotation, biological process: protein phosphorylation. The transcript has 18 exons.